Gloeophyllum trabeum ATCC 11539 is the source of this 1578-nucleotide messenger RNA. RefSeq lists its product as uncharacterized. The coding region runs from base 1 to 1578 and encodes 525 amino acids. The record is from RefSeq and is a predicted model, not a curated record. The transcript is spliced from 4 exons. NCBI's taxonomy places the organism in Eukaryota, Fungi, Basidiomycota, Agaricomycetes, Gloeophyllales, Gloeophyllaceae.
AUGGCCAAUCUGAAGGACAAGAGAGUUCCUUCUGGCAAGCCUAAAGGCCGUCCUCCGAAGAAGAACCAGUCUCAAGUGAAAGAACCUGCUGUUCUGACUGAGGUUGAUGCUGCAGAGCCUCGUCCACGAACAAAACCUCGUCGAGCCUUCGGCAAAACAGUUCCUGUUGAUCCCGUACCUGCACCGACAUCCGGUGUUCCUGAUCUCAUCUUAGCUGCAGCAGCAGUAGCUUCUACACCAGCGUCAACGGAGGCAAACAGCACUGGUGACUCCGCCGAAGUCGAAGAGCAAGUCGCAUCAGCUGCUCAGAGUCUUCUCGGCAAGUCGGGGUCUGUUCGGAAGCAACGGGCAACAUCACACCUAUCGGAUGCUGAUGAGGAUGAUAGCAGUGGCUCAUCCGGGGAAGAGAGUGAUUCCACGACUGCAAUAGAGAUCUCCUUUGAUAUACCCAUAGAUGGUGCUUCUGAUACCGUGAAGAUACGUUCGGAUGUCACCUGGACCGAGUUCCUGGAGGUCAUCGUUGAAACAAUGGAUAUACGCCCUUCGGAAGUUGAUGACUUGAAUCUCGCAUAUCGUUUCACAACGUGGCCUAAGUCACAGUGUCCAUCAGUCCUUACGAAGGCUUCGCAUCUCAGCAACCUAUUCGAUCUUGCUCGGACAGACCUUGAGAACCCAAAGACAAAAAACAAGGAUAAGUUUAAGGUCAUCCUUGAGAACAGAUCUACUACUAAGGGUAAGAAGGGUCAAGAGACUUCGAAGACUAAAGGGAAAUCCAAAUCGAAGUCCAAUUCAAAAGGUAGAAAAGGGGAAGACGACGAAGAUGGAGCUGAAUCCGAUGACGGCGUGGUGAGGAAGAAGUCAGACGCCGAUUAUGUCAAGAUUCUACAGCAAGAGCAUGCCUGUAAGGAGCACGACGGACAGCCGUGCAUCAAGCUAUCUGAGGACAACCACUACGUCUUGUCAAAGCAGAGUCUCGGUCUCUGGGCAAUGCUCUUGGCCAAUGGCUAUCAUCAGUCGAUCACAAUACCACCGAAGCAGCUCAAGAUCGAAGACGACAUGGCAGCCAGGACGGCACGGAAAGGCCGCUCAAGUUCGGAACAAGCUGCUGCACCUACAGUGCCUUACGGAUACCCAUUCCCGCCGCAGCUACCGGCGAAUUUCAUAUUUCCAUACAUGCCAUACGCCCCUCCACCUAUGAUGCUCGAACCGGAAGCUAGUCAAUCACGGCGUUCUUUGUCCCGUCGGCGUGAACAGCUGGAUAUCUCUUCUGAUGGCUUUGACAUUGACGAUCAUCCCGUACUAUUCCCAACUGUCCGGCAGUGGCUGGAAGACCUUGACGCAAGCACUCGGAACGUCGACAAUCUGAACUUCACUCAGUACGCAACCAUUCUCGACACUAACUACUAUCAGCGGAUCAAUCAGAUCGCUGAUGAAGGGGCCUCUCCGGAAGCAACAUCGACAUUCGCUAGGGAUUGCAAGAUACCGAUCGGGGUUGCCAAACUGCUGGUAAAGUAUGCUGUCAAAGAUUGUGAACGAAUUGAGGCUCGCGAGAGGAAAAAGAGGAAGACAUCGACAUAG